UAUGCUUGUCAACAUGUUAAUUUAUCAUCUCUCACCGAUACAUUCACUGCAUACCUAUGGGUUUCUUCAUCUUCAUAGCUGAAUGUAGCAUCCUGUGCAACUGUUGAUAUGGCAGCUUUUGCAUCUGCAGUUCCCAUUAUCUCUGUUAGUAGCAAAUGUACUUUUGCUACUUCCACCCAAGAAUUCCUGAACACCAAAGACACCAAGAUAGAAGAGGAUGAAAUAAUGGUCUCCUUUGACGUAACAGCCCUGUUCACACCCAUCAACAUCAACCUGGCCAAAGAAACACUGAUGACACUAUUAGAAGAACCGAAGACACAUACACCAGACACCACCAACCUCAUCAGCAAGGACAACAUCAUCAAGCUAGUGGACCUAUGCCUCACCACCCACUUCACUUUCAAUAACAAAACCUACAGACAAACCAACGGUACACCCCUGGGAUCUCCGAUAUCAGGGUUCUUAGCAGGGGCAGUAAUGAAGAGACUCGAACAAACAGCUCUGCCAAUCAUCCAACCCAAACUUUGGGUCCGCUAUGUGGAUGACACCUUUGUCAUCAUUAAACAAAACAAAUUAGAGGAAACCUUCAAGACCAUCAAUAAUACCCUUACUGGCAUAACAUUCACAAAAGAGGAGGAAAACAAUAACAAACUGCCAUUCCUGGAUGUCACAGUAGAGCGAACAGUCAAUGGGGAACUUCAAACCAGCGUCUACAGGAAAACAACACAUACGGACCAAAUACUCAACUACAGGAGCAACCAUCCCAACACCCACAAACGAAGCUGCAUUAGAACAUUAUUCCAAUGAGCCACCACACACUGCAGCACAGAGGAACUACGCAGAGCAGAAGAAAAUCACUUAUACAGCAUAUUCAAAAAGAACGGGUACCCAAUGAACGCAGUCCGCCGAUUUCUCAGCAACAAACCCAAACAAACAGACAAAACGGGCCCAGAAACCAUAACCACUCUCCCCUAUAUCAAAGGCAUCUCAGAAAUGACUGCCAGACUACUCAGACCUCUUGGCAUCAUGGUAGCCCACAAACCCACCAACACACUAAAACAGCAACUAAUAAACUUUACAGACAACAAGCAAAACGAACGUCAUUUACAAAAUACCUUGCAAGAACUGUGACAAACACUACAUUGGACAAACAGGGAGAAAGCUAGCCACGAGGAUACAUGAACAUCAACUAGCCACAAAAAGACAUGACCCACUAUCACUAGUAUCCUUACAUACAGAUGAGCAAGGACACCACUUUGAUUGGGACAACACAUCCAUCCUACGACAAGCCAAACAGAGACACGCACGAGAAUUCCUAGAAGCAUGGCAUUCCAACCGGAACACAAUCAACAAACACAUUGAUUUGGAGCCCAUCUACCACCCUCUGAGGAAAAAGAACAGAAAAUGAUAUCACCAAAGCAGGAAAUGACAUCAACACAGGAAAUGACAUCACCAACCCAAGGAAACCUAAACAGAUAAAUAGAAAGCAGGACAUAACACCAGCGCUUCACCGGAUGCUCACUGAUGAUGUUACCUAGAAUGGUGACAAAGUCUGAAAACGAACCUUCCAGCUCAGCGAGCAAACUUACAUCCAGAGCAAAUGUACUUUAAGGGAUUUUAGUUUAACUUGAUAAAGCCUACUUACGUACAUCUCAUGCUUUAAAAGUUAAUACAUAACAGUCGUUAUGUUUGUGCAUUAUAUAUGGCAACUGCAACUAAUCUUGUCCUUCAAUCUUGUAUUAAGUGCAUCAUUCCCCAAUGUAUUAUAUACACCAUUAUUAAUAUCAUAAUAGUUCUUUGUUCUCCAUGGUAGCAAAGGACUGUCUGUGUACUUCAGGAAAAUAAACCCAUCAAGCACAUUUCUUGGUUGUCUGUCAAACUUAUAGACUCGUUCCAGCUGAUACCACCUUAUUUGGCACACAUUCCCCUUCUUUAGCCAUGGCUGGUGUUUUCGCUAUACUAAAAUGAAUUUCAUAGGAACAAUAAUGAAAAUAUGCUUAGCAAAACAUGCAUUGUGCAGUGACUAAUAUCAUAACCCUCAUGUUUGUUUUUAUUCUUCUAUGUUUGCAACCUCAACGACUCGUAACUGUAGCAACCAAGAAAAGCAUACCAUGUAAUCUGUCAUCCUCAAUACAGCAGGGCGUCAGUAUGUACAACUGUGUAAAUUUAUGGCUUGAUUUUAAAGCCUGACUGAAUUCUCUGUGUGCUGAGAUGUUUAGUAUAGUGAGUUGCUUGUUGAAGUUGACGUGAUUAGUUUCUGUGUGGUACUGGGCUUCUUUCUCGCCUGUGCUGUCUGAGCUGUGUUUUCAUAUGUGCUGUUAAUGUCUGCAUCACUAAACAAUGUGCUAAGCAUUGGAAAUACU
Molecule: messenger RNA, 2363 nt
Organism: Stegostoma tigrinum
Lineage: Eukaryota; Metazoa; Chordata; Chondrichthyes; Orectolobiformes; Stegostomatidae
Exons: 2
Coding region: 109-807 (232 amino acids)
Source: RefSeq, a predicted model, not a curated record